Messenger RNA from Bathycoccus prasinos, 2436 nucleotides. RefSeq lists its product with no specific name. The record is from RefSeq and is a predicted model, not a curated record. The coding region runs from base 1 to 2436 and encodes 811 amino acids. Gene Ontology annotation, molecular function: protein binding; fatty-acyl-CoA binding. The transcript has a single exon. Lineage: Eukaryota; Viridiplantae; Chlorophyta; Mamiellophyceae; Mamiellales; Bathycoccaceae.
AUGUCUUCCUCUCAGCUCAAUCAGGAUAAUGGUGCGGACUUACAGUGUCCUUUGCCGUUCCCAGAGCGCUUCUAUGCGGCUAUCGCUUUCGCGACCGAUCCGCCACCAUCCUCGCGUCAAGUCUCCGAUGAAACAAGAUUAUUGUUGUACGCUUUGUAUCAACAAGUGAUGGUUGGACCGAAUUACGAACCGAAACCGUGGGGGUGGUCGAGUCUAGAGCUAGCGAAAUGGAACGCCUGGUCCAGUUUAGGAGAGAUGGAUGCGAAGGAGGCGAUGACGCUUUACGUGCACACGAUGGAGGAAGAGAAUGAAAACUGGUGGCAGCUUUCCACGAACGACGGAGAUCCGGAAGACACGCAAGUUGCGAUAGAAAACGCGAGAAGAUGGACGAUGGAAAUGGGUUGGAGUGCCGAUCGGAGUUUGUUGAGUCCAGCGUCGAUGUCUAGCCAACGAGGAGGAGAAGGAGGAGGAGGAGGAGGAGUGGGAGGAAACGGCGCGGAUAUCACGCCGCCCUUAUCUCCACCGAUGCCAGGACGCGUUAUGGGUGGUAGAAACGGAUACAUCGCAACGAAUAACAACAUGAACAAUAUGAACACGAACGAUAAUAGAGAUAUGCACAACAAUAACGAAAACGCGAUGCUUUCCGCGUCGACUUCCCAGGUGUUCCACCAUCAACAGCAGCAGCGCGACGGUGGAAGAAGCAGUAACGGAGGGAGUAGCGGUUUGAACAACAUGCAAGAGAAUAAGCAACAGCUGCAAAUUUACGGAGGAGGAGGAGGAGGUUUAGUAGUAGCAGGAGGCAAUGGGGAUACUUGCCCGUGGUAUUUGCAAACGAAAGAGGCGCAUGAGAGCAUAGCAACCGCUCGAGAGGAUGGGAAUUGGACAUCUUUAGGAACUUCGACUUUAGGCUCGGCGCUAACGCCACGUUCAUCGAGAUCUCAUGCGAGACACGGCCACGCGGCCUAUGCGAUUGGGAAUAAGAUGAUUGUUAUCGGUGGUAAUACCGCAGGUACGGUGCGUUCAGACGUCAUAGCUUUAGACUGCAAAACCUUGCAAUGGGAACAGGUGGAGUGUAUUUGCGUGCAGCCGGGCGCGAAUUUUACGCCUCGGCACGGUCACGCCGUGUGCGUUACUGAUGAACGCGGAGAGAAUCAUACCGAGUUACUCGUUUGUGGGGGGUUUACAAAAGAUGUUUCGUCGAAAGCUGCUGGGAGAAACGGAACAACAAAACCCGCAGAGUUUGAAAUGUGGAUAUUAGACUUAUCCAACUCGUUUCAAACGGGCAUUUCGCAAAACCUUUCGCAAAAUUCAAACUUAGGAAAAUGGACGAAAAUAACCACGAACGGGAAAGGUCCGUGCGCGAGAGGUGGGCAUACGGCGUCGAGAUGUGGCGAAAACAUAGUUAUUUUUGGAGGCGAAACGCCGAGCGGUCAGUGUUUGGGAGAUUGUUGGUUGUAUCACGUCAGCUCGAGGACGUGGACAGAACUUCGAUGCAAAGGAUGGACGUAUCCGUCGCCUCGACGAGGUCACUGCGCGACGGCGUACAUAAACAGCGCGGGCGCGCACUUUGUGUACGUCUUUGGCGGGAGCACCUCGUCGGGCUGCGUGAACUCGGAAGUGUACGCUUUAGAUGUGAAAGCCUGUCGAUGGCGAAAGACCAAUCCUGAGGGUGGAUUUAUGCCGCAACCUCGUUCUGGUGCGGCCUCUGCGCGUUUAGGCGAUAUGUGGUACGUAGUCGGUGGUGGUAAUAGCGAAGGCGGAUGCGUAGAUACUGUGGCUUUGACCCUUAGAGAUCCUCUUUCCGCGGAGCCAGCGUGGGCGGAAACGUGUAGAGCGGCACCGGCUUCGGCGGUGGCCUCCGAGAGCGGCACGUGCAUAGCUAUCCCUGAAAUUGCAGCUUUAGUAUCGUUUGGAGGGUACGAUGGUGUACGAGACCGUGGCGACUGUAGCAUUUCAAGACAUCCUCAGUUUCUGAUUGAACGAAGCGGAUCAAAAGACCACUUGUUGGGCGCCGGCAAACCGCCGGUGGCGCCUUCGCGGAACGCGUCGAACAACAACAACAUCAAUAAUGCUAAUAACAGUUCGAAUAGCAACAUGCAACACACAGCUUCCGUGCAGCGCUUCAAUCAGCAGAACGAUUCGACUCAAAUGCAAACGAGAGAAAACAGUAGCAAUUCAGUCAUGAACGAGGAACUCGCGGCGUUGAGAAGGCAGCUGCAAAGAGCGAAACGAGUGGAAGAACAACUCCGUGUUGAGCUCGAAGACGAACGGUCGAUGCGAAUGCAGUUAGAGGAUGAGUUGGAGAGGCAAAGCGCGCGUGGUAGCAGAGGGAUGGGUAGACGUGGUAGUUCAAUGGGUUUAGCGCGCCAAGGAUCUUCUCACGGUUCGAUUUGGAAUUUUAUAGCUCCGGAUCCGUACUCGAACGACUGGCGUUAG